Messenger RNA from Toxotes jaculatrix (banded archerfish), 5677 nucleotides. It is a transcript of the gene klhl15, whose product is annotated as kelch-like family member 15. The record is from RefSeq and is a predicted model, not a curated record. Gene Ontology annotation, biological process: protein ubiquitination; nuclear protein quality control by the ubiquitin-proteasome system. Gene Ontology annotation, molecular function: protein binding. The transcript has 9 exons. Lineage: Eukaryota; Metazoa; Chordata; Actinopteri; Toxotidae. The coding region runs from base 184 to 2208 and encodes 674 amino acids. Gene Ontology annotation, cellular component: nucleus; Cul3-RING ubiquitin ligase complex.
AAGGGAAAUGACGCCGGCGCAGAAAAUGGCGUCCGCAAAGCCUGUGCACUGCUGUGGUUUGUUACCCGUUUAAUUGAGAGCCGAGUGGGGGGUGGUCUCUCCGUCUGGCAGAUGGACGAUAAUAAUAUGGCAGUGUAUCGCUGCCGCCCGCUUUCUUGAUCCCGGAAUCUAACCCGCAACUUCAUGUCCGAAGGAGCCAGAGCUGCCUGGUCGAAGAGGGGUUGUGGGGAUUCGCACCGCCGAGAACCAGGGAAACAUAAACACAGGAAAUGCGAGCGGCCCCUUAGCGCUCAGCCAUCAAAGCCUGUGAUUGUUCGCCCGGGCUCCAAAAGGUGUGUUAUGUCGGGGGCGGAUGUGGAGGUGUACCUGUCCCAGGUGCAUGAUGGGAGUGUGUCGUCCGGCUUCCGGGCGCUGUAUGAGGAGCGUCUGCUGCUGGAUGUCACGCUGCUGAUAGAGGAGCACCACUUCCAGGCCCACAAGGCGCUUCUGGCCACCCAGAGCGACUACUUCCGGGUCAUGUUCACAGCAGACAUGAGGGAGAGGGACCAGGACAAGAUCCACAUGAAGGGGCUGACGGCCGCUGGGUUCGGCCACAUCCUCAGAUUCAUGUACUACGGCUCGCUGGAGCUCAGCAUGCCCACUGUCCAAGAAAUCCUGCAGGCGGCCAUGUACGUCCAGCUGACGGAGGUGGUGGAGUUCUGCUGCUCCUUCCUUCUGGCCAAGAUCUGCCUGGAGAACUGUGCCGAGGUCAUGCGCCUCCUGGAGGACUUCAGCGUGGGCGUGGAGGGCGUCCAGGAGCAGCUCGACAACUUCCUACUCGACAACUUUGUCCCCCUCAUGAGCCGACCCGACUUCCUGUCCUACCUCAGCCUCGAGAGACUGCAGGCGUACCUGAACAGCGAUGCUCUGAGUCGCUUCCCAGAAAUCGAGCUGUAUGAAGCCGUUCAGGCGUGGCUGCGACACGACCGGCGGCGCUGGAGGCACACGGACACCAUCGUGCAGUCAAUCCGCUUCUGCCUCAUGACGCCUGCCAACAUCUUUGAGAAGGUGAAGACGUCAGAGUUUUACCGUUACUCCAGACAGCUGAGGCAGGAGGUGGACCAGGCGCUCAGCUACUUCCACGAUGUCAACCAGCAACCUCUGGUGGAAACGCGCUCCAACCACAUCCGCUCCGUCCGCCCGCAGACCGCUGUCUUCAGGGGGAUGAUCGGUCACAGUAUGGUCAACAGCAAGAUCCUGCUGCUGCAGCGCCCAAAGGUGUGGUGGGAGCUGGAGGGACCUCAGGUGCCGUUACGGCCGGACUGCCUGGCUAUUGUCAACAACUUUGCCUUCCUGUUGGGUGGAGAGGAGCUGGGGCCCGACGGGGAGUUUCACGCCUCCUCCAAAGUCUACCGCUACGACCCUCGACAGAACUCCUGGCUCCGCAUGGCUGACAUGUCCGUUCCCAGGUCAGAGUUUGCAGUCGGCGUCAUCGGCAAGUUUAUUUAUGCCGUGGCGGGCCGCACGCGAGACGAGACCUUCUACUCCACGGAGAGAUACGACAUCACAGAGGACCGCUGGGAGUUUGUGGACCCGUACCCUGUGAACAAGUACGGUCACGAGGGAACAGUCCUCAGUGGUAAACUGUACAUCACUGGUGGUAUCACCUCCUCCUCCACCUCCAAACAGGUGUGUGUGUUCGAUCCAGGGCGGGAAGCGGGAGGUGGGGGAGGAGGGGGGAGCUCGGGGGGCUCGGACGCACACAGGACACGCGCCGGCCGAGGCCCGCUGCUGCCUGGCACUCACGCCAGCUGCUGGGAGAACAAGUCCAAAAUGAACUACGCCCGUUGCUUCCACAAGAUGAUCUCUCACAAUGGGAAGCUGUACGUGUUCGGAGGGGUGUGCGUGAUCCUGCGGGCUUCCUUCGAGUCGCAGGGCUGCCCGUCCACCGAGGUGUACGACCCAGAGACUGACGAGUGGACCAUCCUCGCCUCCAUGCCCAUCGGGCGCAGCGGCCACGGGGUGGCAGUGUUGGACAGGCAGAUCAUGGUGCUGGGCGGCCUGUGUUACAACGGCCACUACAGUGACUCCAUCCUCACCUUCGACCCUGACGAAAACAAGUGGAAGGAGGAUGAGUAUCCCAGGAUGCCUUGCAAACUGGACGGUCUGCAGGUGUGCAGCCUGCAUUUCCCAGAGUAUGUGCUAGAGCACGUGAGACGCUGCAGCUGAGGUCUGCUCCACAGCGGGCCUCCUUUUAUAGAAAUGGGAAUGCACUGUUCAAAGACUGAAGCCUCCCGCUGGGAGAUCAGGUGUUUACAGGUGGGAGACUCUACUGAUGCGCAGGCUUUUAAACUAGAGACCAGCACUUACCUGAGGUGAGGUAAGGAAAAGAUGGCCGGGGCCAUAGAUUUGCUUUUCUUAACGAAGGCGAACGUGUGGCGCGGUGAGACGCCACGCUAACAGUCAGCUCGAACAUUUUCAGAAUUAGCUUUCUCAGAAAACUAAGGAAAAAUAAUGGUGGAGAGAAAAAAAGGUUUCAUUCUGCUGGUUUACGUUUGGACUUUGGUCAGUUUCCUAUUCUACUGCUCACCUACUGUAUUUAGGCUGUCCAGUCAGACUCACUGCAGAAACGCACUGGAAGCACCAGGUUCAUUCAUUUCACCACAGGAACCUGUGAUUAUUUCAUUUCAGCAGCCAAACAAACCCGUGUCAGAGAAGCUUUCUCUGCUUCCUGAGAGUUCAUAUAUUUAAAUCCUGUAUCUUUAAUCCAGUUCUUCUUGUUGAGAAAUAGUUUAGUAAAAGCCAAAAUGUGACUGCGGCUAAUUUCAAACAAUCACAGAAUGCCCUGUAAGAUGCAUACAGCGAGGUAUAUACACAAACUAUAACACUAUAUUCUGUAGUGUAGUUAGUUUUAUAGCCUGUCUCCAAAUAUAUGAAGCAGACAGACAAAGGACGCCGUUAAACAGAUGUUGUCACCGAUGCUGCUGAUGCUUCAGUCUGAUAUCAGCUGUGAUCUGUCACAUCACAAACGGACAAAUUCAGGUUUGGCUUCCAGUGCGUUCCAGCUUUUUAGUCCCAGUUCUGCUCUUUACUCCCAGAUAUCCACUAUACUGUGCUCAUGUUCAUAUAAACAUCACCGUGUCUCUCUGUGGCCCCUCUCCUUCCUCUGUCCCAUAGUUUGAGAAUAUGUGUGUGUGUGCUACACAGCACACGACGGCUCGUUCCUCACUCGGUGGCGAUGCUGUAUGAGAAGGGUCUUUGUCUCAGAGCAGUCCUGUUCCUGUCUCAUCACUGGCAGUGCUUUACCUACUCUCACCUACAUUCCCUGCACUUUAUAGGUUGUCACUGGGUGUAAAUGCACAGUUUACCAGCUAACCUUCCAAGCAGCGGUGGUAUUACACCAUGCUGCCGUGUGGGAGACGUUUAGCAGUGUCUGAAAUUAAUUUUCCGGCUGACCUGUCGAGGUGAAAUAAACGUGUGCCCUCCAUAAAAUAUGCAGCUAGUUGAAAUAUUUAAGAAGCAUCAAGCCUCAUGGAAGAACAAGUCUUAAACCUCUUUUUUCCUCUGAUCUGCUCGUACGAAGGCUCCGAUCGUACGAAGGCUCCCAUCGUACGAAGGCUCCGAUCGUACGAAGGCUCCCAUCGUACGAAGGCUCCCAUCGUACGAAGGCUCCCAUCGUACGUGCACACCUUUCAGAUUUGCCAAAUUGUGUUAACUGGACUAAACUUGUCAUGGAUCAGCUUGAUGGUGCACGGUGCCUGUUGUUAAUUUACCUUCGGCACAUUUCACUUGUGUCAUGUACCAAAUCAAGUGUGUGUUUUUUUUUAGUUUAAGCUUCUUAAACAACCUGUGGAGCUCAGUAUCAUGAAGGCUGCUGUUUCAGCUGUGAAAGCCUGAAAAAACAAACUACCAGCCAGUGUUUUCAGAUGAUCUCUGUCCACCAAAGCUGAAUUUCACCAGCGUUUGACAGUUGGCUGUGUUAAUUUCAGACACUGAAACAUCACCUGGAGCGCUUCAGCCAUAUCAGAGGAGUUGUUCAGCAGAUGCAAACUUUCAGUUGUCAUAGCUUUCACAUCCAAGCAGUGCAGCGCCUCGAUCCUGCGGCCUAGCAGACCCUGCUCGACGAGCAGCUCCAUGUUUCGGACCUUGUCCUUUCUGGAUUUUUUUUUUUUUAUUCAUUGAGCCAACUGUGAAAAGGGCUAGAGCACAUACUGAUGCAGUUCUGUCUGUCAGCCAUGUAUUUAAGUUAUUUAUUUUCUGAGUUAUUGCUUUUCACUGAGCUAUGCAGUAACAGUAGUAGGAUUAUUUAUUAUGACGAGAAUUUCAUUGUGAAUCGUGUUGUUUUCAAAUUGUACCUUGUCUCCUUUCCUUGUUUCAUCCUCAGCCGUCUGUCCUUUUCCACCUCAGCAGCACUGCAUGUGGCCAAUGAACGGACGAACAGUCUUUCCUCCAGUGUGAACUGACCCGUGAAGAAGGGUUAAUAAAAUCAGCAGGUCUGUAGGUGGAAAUAUCUGAAAAUCUAGUUGGAUUUUAGCACAUGAACAGGGACAUGUUAAAGGAGGAUACAGGUGUCAUUUGGAGUUAGGAUCCGUUAAUUACCUUUUUGUAUGCAAACGAUCAUUUAUCAGAUGUUAAAUUUACAGGUUUUCCAUCAUUUCUAAAACACACACUUGCCGGUAGGUGGCAUGUUUUUGAGAGAUCGGGUUUGAAUUUCAUCUUAGUAUGAAAAAACUUUGGUAUUAUCCUUUUAAUUCACGAUUCUUUGUGUAAACAAUGUCCCUGUUGUCCACACAGACCUCUCACGUCCUGAGCCACAGCUUUACAGUGUUGACUCUUCAGCGCCUGGUGUCACUGGUAGACAUCUUAGAUUGUGUUCCCACGUGAACGCCUCCUCAGCAGUGGGAAGUUGUGUGUUUCACUGUGGGCGUCUUAACCCAACACUGUUUUCUAAUUUGAGAAAACUUUUAAAGGCAAAAAAUGUUUUCAAGAAACGCAAUUAUUGUACCAGGGCUGCAACUAAUGAUUAUGUUCUUAAUAGAUUAAUUCCUUAGUCCAUAAAAAAAUCCAUCAUAAUUUCCUAGAACCCAAGGCGACGUCUUCAGACCCAAACAUCUGUCAUUUACUGUCAGAGGGAAACAGCACAUCCUCACAUUUAAGAAGCUGGAGCCAGGAAAUGUCUGAAACAAGUAUUACCUAACAAAUAUUAGGUUAUUAAAAUAGCUGGCUAAUUUUCUUUCAAGUGAUUAAUCAACUAAUCGUUGCAGCCUGAGCUCAUCAGAACCUGGCGAACAGAAGCUAAAUGAACGUGGCUGGGAAACGAGCCUCUUUAACUCCACAUCCCUUUUGCGUUUGUUGUGUGUCACCGUGCUCUGCAGCUGAUUCCAUGAACAUCACAUCUGCCACUCUGCAGUCCUCUCGCUGCUCCUCCUCCUCUCAUGUCGCUGUCAAAGAAGAGACGUGUUACCGAUAAAGUACUGCUGUCCUGAGUUGAGGCACAUUCAGUCAUAGCGCAGCAUCCUUUAGUCCACCAGUCUUCAGUCUGUCAGUAGGAAAACAGAAUAGAGGAUUAAAAAAAACAUACCUUGCUACAACGACUGUAUCUGAAAAAGAAAGUAAAAUCAGAUUAACAUAUCUUAUAAUCUGAGUAGAAACUCUUUGGAAACGAUUUGUAACUUCUUUCCAGAAAUAAAUGUUCAUA